CCAGCAGUUAAAAGACGAGCCUCCACACACACUUCACAUCUUAGUUUCUCUGUUGGCAUCCAAGUCCAUCCCGAGAUGAAGAAAGGUGCUCUCGCUCUCUUCCUCAUCCUCCUCACCUUUGUUUCCCAUGGCGUAUGGUGUCAAGCAGCCCGGAGAGGAACCAUGGCUGAGGCAGCUCAUCGUCAUCUGAAGCCUCAUCUCCAGGCGCGGGGAUUGCAUGAAACUCAAGGCAGGAGGCUCCUGGGGGAGCUCGAGCACAUGGCAGGUGGCGGUGGCCCCGGCGGUGGAGCCAGUGGCGGCGGGAGGAACACCGGUGGCGGUGCGGUGAACACGAGGCCGCAUAAUACCAAGAACGGCGGCGCUGUAGCGCUGCCGGACCCUGUGACCUCCGUUCUGGCACUGGUUUUCAGCACUACCAUCCUUCUCUCGGUCCUCAUCAGCUUCUAAAGUACUGACUGAUCUUGUUCCGGGUGGUACUGCUAGUAUCUGUGUAGUGUUGCAGUUUCAGAAAUUGUUUGCCCAACGUUUAUCGGUAUCAGACUGAUAUUGUUUACGCCUACUGCGUGCUUCGUAAGUUCUCGAAUUACCAAGCUAUGUUUAGUCGGCAAGUACCAAAUUAUCCUGCUACACCGGAAAAUACAUGUUUGUACACCAAGCAAUCGACAGUAUGCGUGGAUAAAAUGGAAUUCAGACAUUGCAUACACUAAAAUGCCGUAUGUUA
Molecule: messenger RNA, 721 nt
Organism: Hordeum vulgare subsp. vulgare (domesticated barley)
Lineage: Eukaryota; Viridiplantae; Streptophyta; Magnoliopsida; Poales; Poaceae
Exons: 2
Coding region: 76-447 (123 amino acids)
Source: RefSeq, a predicted model, not a curated record